AUGCUUUGCUCGAGCUACCGAAAGACUGCCAAUUCGGGCAUAUUCUCGGAAUAUCAUGGCCUCCACGAGACCGAGGUAACUAUCAAAUUCAGUGGUCCGUUUUUCAGGGAGACCAGCAGAAAGCUAUGUGAAAAGAUGGAUAUGGACAACUUCUACUACUCCCAUGCUUGCAGUUACACUACGAACAGCUCAGGGCAUCAAUAUGCCGGUUCCCAGGCGACUGACUUUCAGCCUGUUGAUACGAACUUCCCGGAAAAGCCCCUCAGGCAAACCAUGAUAUCGGCGGAUAAUACCACAAACCCCGGGCGGUCUGACUUGAGCUUCGCAGAAGCAGUCUUCUUUGCAAGCAGGAUAUCGUUCGAGAUGAGUGGACGCCUGAGCUUGAUCACGAAAUGCUUCGCGACAGGUGGUUCCUCGCUUGCGAAGCAUGGAAUUGCGGUGUACCAGUAUUGCACAACCUAUAUCUCCUCGACGUCACAGUGA
Fonsecaea erecta is the source of this 483-nucleotide messenger RNA. RefSeq lists its product as hypothetical. The transcript has 2 exons. Lineage: Eukaryota; Fungi; Ascomycota; Eurotiomycetes; Chaetothyriales; Herpotrichiellaceae. The record is from RefSeq and is a predicted model, not a curated record. The coding region runs from base 1 to 483 and encodes 160 amino acids.